UCCCGUCUCUCAUCAUCGACAUUCCCUCAAGCAAAGUGCCAUGCCUUACUCCAAACUGCCGAGCUUCACGGCGCUGGCCCUUUCGCGCUACCGCCCGCUGCCGACGCUCGUGCAUCUCGAGCUCAACGUGCCCAAGACGUUCAACGCCCUCUCGCCCACGCUCUUCCGCGACUGGACACGCGCGCUGCGCUGGGCCGCAGAGACGGACGACGUGCAUGCCGUCGUCGUGUCCGGGCGCGGGCGCCCCGGCAGCACGCCCGAGAAGCGUGUCUUCUGCGCCGGCAUGGCCAUGGACGCCAGCAUGCUCGAGGGGCGCGGCGAGGGCGAGGCACAGGCCGAGGACCCGGACACCUCCAACCUCGCCGGCGCACUCGUCGAGGAGCUCAUCCGCUUUCCCAAGUGUCUGGCUGCGGCCAUCAACGGCCACGCCUUCGGGCUGGCCGUGACGAUCCUGCCAUUGCACGACCUCGUCUUUGCGCUGCCCGGGCGAACGUUCAAGACGCCCUUUGCCGAGCUCGGCGUCUGCGCCGAGGGAUGCAGCUCCGUCACCUUCCCGCGCAUCCUCGGCCCGGCGCUGACGACGAAGAUGAUGAUGCUCUCCGAGCCGCAGACAGCCGAGACGCUGGCGGCGCGCGGCUUCCUCUCCGUCGUGCCCGAUGCUACGCCCGACUCUCUGCCCGAGUAUGCGCUUAGCUUCCUCGCAGAACGCUUCGGCAUCCCCGAGUGCGCUGCGGAUCCCGACACGGUCGUCGAGUCGGCCGACUACACGAACCUCAGUCUCGAGAGCAUGAUGGCCACGAAGCGUCUACUGCGGUCAGACGAGGAGCUGGCGCGCCUGCGUGCGGCCAAUGCACGCGAGAUGGAGGAGCUCGGAAGGAUCGCCGCCAGCCCUGUGUUCCUCGCCGGCGUCUCGCGCUUCCUGGCCAAGCAGCAGGCCAAGAAGGCGGCUGCGGCGUCGGCGCGCCUGUGACCCUGCACAUCUCAUCACGUAAUGCCAGUCCCAUUCCUAU
Messenger RNA from Tilletiopsis washingtonensis, 1010 nucleotides. Its product is annotated as ClpP/crotonase. The record is from RefSeq and is a predicted model, not a curated record. The coding region runs from base 41 to 970 and encodes 309 amino acids. Lineage: Eukaryota; Fungi; Basidiomycota; Exobasidiomycetes; Entylomatales. The transcript is spliced from 7 exons.